CGAGAACUGGACAACGAGCGGACGAAAACCAACCGGGCAGAACGGGCCCGAAGCCGACAAGAGGAGGACAGGCGAGCACAGGAGAAGGAGGAGUGUGAGGAGAAACGACAGUUACAGUACCUGCGUGAGAAGCUGGCCGAAAUGGAUCAGAAAACGCGCGAAACUGAGGAGAUUGUACGCCUACAGCUCUCCACCGCAUCCGCCCAACGUGAAGCAAUCUCUGGCCGGUCAAGUGUCCAGACCCCCGGUUCCCGCUUCGGUUUAGCUGGUUAA
Molecule: messenger RNA, 273 nt
Organism: Dibothriocephalus latus
Lineage: Eukaryota; Metazoa; Platyhelminthes; Cestoda; Diphyllobothriidea; Diphyllobothriidae
Source: the annotation of a GenBank genome assembly